This is a messenger RNA of Microdochium trichocladiopsis, 1009 nucleotides long. Its product is annotated as acyl-CoA N-acyltransferase. The coding region runs from base 214 to 903 and encodes 229 amino acids. Gene Ontology annotation, molecular function: acyltransferase activity, transferring groups other than amino-acyl groups. The transcript has a single exon. Lineage: Eukaryota; Fungi; Ascomycota; Sordariomycetes; Xylariales; Microdochiaceae. The record is from RefSeq and is a predicted model, not a curated record.
AGCUGGGACACGUCCGAGCGGCACCUCAUCUUCCAUGACUUGACUCAGUCUCGCUUGCAGCUGCCCCCAUGUGGAAGCAAGUACUUACCAUUAUGGUAAUCAAGUGCUUACGUACUUAGAGUACCUUAUGGUACUCAGUCCACCUGGGCAGUCGUCCACUCAUUGCAACAACCACGACACACACAGGCACACACAUUCAGACACGCACACACAAUGCACCAAGUGCACAGCCACGUCCGUGUCGAGCCGGCGCAAGACGCCGACUUUGCACAACUGGCCGCCAUUGUCGCCAUGUGCUUCAGCGACAUGCCCGUCGAAACAGCCAUCAAUGGCCCUCCCACAUCUUCCAACCUCGAGGCCACAGCCCAGCGCUAUCGGCACGCCGACCGCCUGCAUCGACAGCAGCACGCCCUGCCAGCCGCCAUCAAGUGCGUCUAUACUGAUCCAGAGUCCGGUGACGAAACCAUCGUGGGCACCGCCCAGUGGUACAUCUUUCCCCGCCAGAGGACAGCGCAGGACUCAGCUGCUCCGCAUUACCUUCUUGCGUGCGACUGGGUAAACAGCGGCCACGAAAGGGCCAAAAUCACAAACUUCUUCCAGCCCUUCCUCGAGGGCCGUGUUCGCUGGAUGGGUAGCAGUCCGCACGGCACACUCAUGUACCUGGCAGUCCUGCCGGCCUGGCGGAGGCAGGGCAUCGCAACCAGGUGCGUGCAAUGGGGACUCGACAGGUGCCAACAGCUCGGCAUCCCUGCGUACCUCGAAGCAAGCGACUUGGGCGCGCCAGUGUAUGAAAAGCUGGGGUUCAAGACUGUGGACCGCAUCGAGUCCGAAUGGGAAACCAUACCGUGCGGCUGUCCAAUCAUGAUCAAAUAUCCAGCCGAUGGCAAUCAGUCUAAAGGGUGACAGGAUAACCCGGCCGAGGCUCGUGGCAACGUCUCAUCCGAGACUCGACAACGUAAAGGCCGCUUAUACAUGUGCAGGCUUUCCUGCCCAUCGGUGGGAAGUCUAC